GGAGGUUAAUGUGAAAGGCAAGAUGGCAGCAGCCUGUACAAGAUUGCUGGGUCAGAUCGGGCGGCAUGCUCUCCUGACACAGAGCUGUAGCACCGGGAACUUGACAGCACUCCCACCUCGAAUCUCUCGGCUGGGGGGCGUAAGGGCUUACGGAACCGGUGGCACGGGGUAUAGGAGUAAACUGUUUAAUUCUCCCCCACUAAGAUUCGGGGGGCGAACCCUGGGAUGUGCUUUCUUGUUGGGAGGUGGAUUCGGCUUGUACCAGACGAUAAAAUUCACUUUUCAGCGUCAGUUCGCAGACCAAACGACAGACGCACCCGAGAGAGAGCCUGCAUUGACCCUGUAUCAAUACAAGACCUGUCCAUUCUGCAGUAAGGUGCGAGCCUUUCUCGACUACAGUGGACUUCCUUAUCAAAUUGUGGAGGUCAACCCUGUCAUCCGUCAGGAGAUCAAGUGGUCAAAGUAUAGGAAAGUGCCCAUCCUGAUGGUAGAUGACACUGUGCAACUGAAUGAUUCUUCUGUAAUAAUCAGUACUCUGAAGACAUUCUUGGUCAGCAAGGAGAAGACAAUUCCUCAGAUUCUUAUCUGCUACCCAGAAAUGAAGUCCACAAAUGAUAGAGGAAAAGAGGUGAUAGAGUACAAUAACAAGUACUGGGUGAUGCUGAGUGAAAGUGAAGGAGACCAGCUCUACCAAGAAAAGGGGUCAAGAAAGGAGGAGAUGAAGUGGCGCCAAUGGGCAGAUGAUUGGCUGGUGCACCUAAUUUCCCCAAAUGUGUAUAGGACCCCCAGUGAGUCUCUGGCCUCCUUUGACUACAUAGUACGGGAAGGCAAGUUUGGCACAUUUGAGGGCUUCUUUGCCAAAUAUGUGGGGGCGCUUGCCAUGUUCCUCAUUUCAAAGAGACUGAAAAGGAGACACAACUUGCAGGACGACGUGAGACAGGACUUGUAUACGGCAGUGAAUGACUGGGUGUCCGCCAUUGGCAAGACCAGGAAGUUCAUGGGUGGGGAGCAGCCUAACCUGGCAGACCUGGCAGUAUUUGGGGUCCUCAGAGUGAUGGAGGGACUGCAGUCCUUUGAUGACAUGAUGGAGAACACCAAGGUGAAAUACUGGUAUCGGCGCAUGGAGAGAGCUGUCCAGCAUAAAGGACAAAACUGACAAUAACAUUGCUGGGUUCAGAACACAGCAGAGCUAGUCAAAUGGAAAUCCUUCACCGCUCUGAAACAACUAAAUCGGUUUUCCCUGGACCUGCAACAGUCACUGGAACAAUUUAUUUUGCUUUAAGGACAAAUGUGGUCCUUUUUUUUGAGGGAAUUUUAUUUUUUGUUUUACUGGUGGUCAAUUCAGGCAGUGGCAUCUUGGUGGCGCUGCUCCUCUGGUUUGUUGAGGCUAAAGCAAAUCUGCUCUGUCAGAUUAAUAUCAUUUGAAAAUGUAUGUCAAUGGAAUACCUUUGAAUUGUUCUUUUACAAGCUAUGAUUUUUUUUGUUCCUGGAUUACAGCUUUAGAGCUUUCGGGCUAAUUUUGAAACGUAAUGCAUUCUAAGAAUAAUAUGCAACUUCGUCACAUGAGCAUAGGCCAACUCGAAAGCAAUUGAUUUUGUUUGGCCUUGUGGCAAGAAGCUUGUAUCGAAUUAAAUUGACUUGAUGCACUGUUUCCUGAAUAUUUAUUGAUACUUUCCAUCACAGUCUUUCCGCUCUUGUCGUCGGGUUGCUGUAAAGACUGUUUUUCACAUUUGAAUGUGUUCUUUCAUUACCAUUAGACAGGAAAUAUUUUGAUCUCCAGUUUCAUGAUUAACAUGGUAAUUCUGAGCUAUCCAGGGAACAAUCCCAUUGGAUCCCAUUAUCAGCUGGCUGUGACCACAUCACUUAUUGGCCUUUAAUUCUUGUUGUUACUGUCAAACUGUUAUAGGCCUCCAUAUGAGGGAACGGUACUCCUGUCAUUGUGCAAAAAAUAUAUAACAUAACAUAAUUUACACAAAUGGCAAGUAAAUAUUUACUGUAUUAAAACUGUGAACAUGUUGAGAGCAACAUGUUUUUGAGUCCACACUAUGUAAAGCAUACAGAAGAGACAUGAUGUGAAUAGUGUGAAAUUGCUCGCCUUUCCCCCUCUGAUACCACGGUGAUGCUGAAAUGAUGCAGGUGUAUGAAACCUCAGCAAGGUAUGUGAUAACCUAGGGUGUUUCUGUUGGUCCUUCUUUUGGUGCUUUUUGGAGUAUCGGAGCAUAAACAUUUUGAAAUUUAGGAUACUGAUAUCUGAUAUGUAGAGAUACUCACAAUGAAAUAAAAUUGGAAAGUCUAUCCAAGAA
This is a messenger RNA of Conger conger (European conger), 2303 nucleotides long. RefSeq names its product prostaglandin E synthase 2-like (gene ptgesl). Gene Ontology annotation, molecular function: prostaglandin-E synthase activity. Bases 23 to 1156 code for a protein of 377 amino acids. Gene Ontology annotation, cellular component: mitochondrion. NCBI's taxonomy places the organism in Eukaryota, Metazoa, Chordata, Actinopteri, Anguilliformes, Congridae. The record is from RefSeq and is a predicted model, not a curated record. The transcript is spliced from 7 exons.